Messenger RNA from Lodderomyces theae, 1833 nucleotides. RefSeq names its product siderophore transporter (gene SIT1). The record is from RefSeq and is a predicted model, not a curated record. The coding region runs from base 1 to 1833 and encodes 610 amino acids. Gene Ontology annotation, cellular component: vacuolar membrane; endosome. The transcript has a single exon. NCBI's taxonomy places the organism in Eukaryota, Fungi, Ascomycota, Pichiomycetes, Serinales, Debaryomycetaceae. Gene Ontology annotation, molecular function: siderophore-iron transmembrane transporter activity. Gene Ontology annotation, biological process: intracellular iron ion homeostasis; transmembrane transport.
AUGUCCUCAUCACUAAAUACAGAAGCGAAGGCCUCCUCGGUGGAUGAAGAGAAGCAAAUCUAUGAUAAACAGACAUCCGAUAACACAUCUGACGAGUUGGAACAUGCCAUUGAAGAAGAAAAAUCCAUUGGUGUUUUAAAAGCUGAGUUACUUGCUGAGCAAUGGAAACAUACAUUUUGGUACAAGGUAGUUUUGUUGGUUUCUGCAUUCUUGGUUGGUUAUGCUUAUGGGCUUGAUUCACAAAUAAGAUAUGUCUUUACUGGUUAUGCUACUGCUUCUUGGUCCCAACACUCUUUGUUGACUACUGUUAAUGCCAUCACUGCAUUGACUGCUGCUGCGUCUCAGCCAGUGUAUGCUAGAUUAUCUGAUGUCUUUGGCAGGUUGGAGUUGUUUCUCGUUGCCGUUUUGUUUUAUGUUGUUGGUACGAUUAUCGAAUGUCAGUCGCCAAAUAUCAAUGCGUAUGUCGCUGGUGCUGUUUUGUACCAAAUUGGAUACAGCGGUGUUCUCAUUGUGUUGUUGUUUAUCUUGUCAGAUUUCUCAACUUUGAGGUGGAGAUUGUUUUACUCAAUCUGCCCAGCACUUCCGUUCAUCAUUAAUACUUGGAUUUCGGGUAAUGUUACUGGUGCAGUCGGUAUGAAUUGGAAGUGGGGUAUUGGAAUGUGGGCGUUCAUUUUCCCAUUGGCUUGUAUCCCUUUCGUUUGUUGCAUGAUCCAUAUGAGAUGGUUGGCAGGUAAAACUCAAGAAUGGGUCGAGUUUAAGAAAAAAGAGACGCUUUAUCAGAAAUUUGGAUUGUCCGGGUUUAUAAAGUAUUUGUUUUGGAAAUUGGACUGCAUUGGGUUGCUCUUGAUGGUUGUUUCAUUGGGUUGCUUAUUGAUCCCAUUGACCUUAGCUGGUGGUACCAAAGAGAAAUGGCAGCAAGGAAACAUCAUUGCCCCAAUUGUUGUUGGCUGUGUUUUGAUUCCCGUUUUCUGUUUGUGGGAAUAUUUUGCUAAAGAUCCCAUCAUUCCAAUUACUUUAAUGAAGGAUCGUGGUAUCUGGUCUGCUGGUUUAAUCUCCUUGUUGUUUGACUUUGUCUACGCAGUGGAAGCAAGUUUCUUGUACACUGUUUUAAUCGUUGCCGUUGAUGAGAGUCAGAAAUCGGCAACUAGAAUCACCACACUUUCCUCGUUUGCAUCCACUCUUUGUUGUAUGCUUUUUGGUUUGUUUGUCGUUUACUUUAAACGCUUGAAGGGAUUCGUCAUGCUUGGUUGUUCAUUAUGGAUGGUGGCAUUCGGUAUCAUGUACCACUUUAGAUCCUCCUUGGGAGCACACAGCGGUAUCAUUGGGGGUCAAGUACUCAUGGGUAUCGGUACUGGUUUCUUUUCGUACCCACUUACCGUGUCUGCGCAAAGCUGUGUCAGUCACGAGCACAUGGCUGUUAUAACGUCAGCAAUUUAUACCCUUUACAGGGUCGGUUACGCAGUUGGAUCCUCCGUCGCAGGUGCCAUUUGGUCUCAAACAUUAAUCAAGAAGUUGGAAAAAUAUCUUGAUGCAACUACCGCAACCAGUGUUUACAGCAGUCCGUACGUGUUUGCACAAACCUACGCAUGGGGCUCACCUGAAAGAGAAGGAGCUACAAAAGCUUAUGGUGAAAUUCAAAGAAUAUUGAUGAUCGUUUGUUUGUGUUUUGUUGCACCAAUGAUUGUUGGUUCAUUGUUCUUGAGAGAUAAGCAGCUUGGAAGAGAACAAAGUAUAGAAAACGUGGAGGAGCAAGAUGAACAAGAUUCCUUGUUCAGUUUUAUCAAGAGUCUUGGUGGUAGAAGAACUAGGAGAGGUGGAGAAGAAAAGGCUUAA